AUGUCGAAUCGACAACACAUCUCGUCCCCCGCGGACUCCCAGACAACCGUCGCAGACCCGCAGCCCUUCAUGCCCGACACCAAGGCCGACCACAACCCAGACAGGACAGACUACGAGUCCGAAGGCCAGCAAUCGACUCUCAACCAAGCCGCGGCGGAUCCGGAGAAGGGACACGGAGGCCCUCCCGUGAAGCCGUCGUACCCCGGAAGCGAUGCGCCAGAUGGCGGAGCCACCGCAUGGCUUGUUGUUCUCGGAGCGUGGUGUACUAGUUUCUGCAGUUUUGGAUGGGUGAACAGUGUCGGCGCUUUUCAGGAGUAUUAUCAGAAUGACUUGUUGAGCAACUACUCCCCGAGCACAAUUUCAUGGAUCCCUUCGCUACAGAUCUUCUUCAUGAUGGCCAUGGGUCCUGUCAUUGGCACACUCUACGACAACUACGGCCCUCGAUGGCUCAUUUUCGGCGGCACGAUUCUCCACGUGUUCGGCCUCAUGAUGACCUCCCUCGCAACCCAGUACUACCAGAUCCUCCUCGCUCAGGGAAUCUGCUCUGCCAUUGGUGUCUCCGCCAUCUUCCAACCCGCGAUGAACACCAUCCACGGCUGGUUCAACAUCAAGCGCGGCGCCGCUUUCGGCCUUCUCUCUACCGGCUCCUCCAUCGGCGGCAUCGUCUUCCCGAUCAUGGUCACGAGGCUCAUCAAGCAGGUCGGAUAUCCCUGGGCCAUGCGCACCUGCGCCUUCAUGAUUUUGGGGCUGCUCAUCAUUGCCAACUUGACGGUCCGCGCGUACCACCCCCCACGUCCGCAGAAGGUCACCAAGGAGAUGCUCCUGCGUCCGUUCAAGGAGUUCGAGUUCGUUUGUGUCGUCAUUGGUUUCUUCCUAUUCACAUACGGCAUCUUUGUCCCGAUCAACUACAUCCAGGUGCAGGCCCUCGAGGCAGGCAUGAGCCCGGACUUGGCGCAGUACCUCGUCGCUAUCCUCAACGCUGGAUCCUUGUUUGGACGUAUCUUCUCGGGCAUUCUUGGUGACAAGAUUGGAAAGUACAACAUCUUCGUGGUGGUCUGCUACUUGACCAGUAUCUGGAUGUUGGCGCUCUGGAUCCCGGCGAACUCGGAUGGCGCGCUGAUUGCUUUCGCCGUGCUGUUUGGUUUCUGCUCGGGCGCGUACGUGUCGCUGAUUGCGCCGCUGGUAGCAGCCAUCUCGCCGUUCCAGGAGAUUGGGUUCCGAACGGGAAUCACCUUCUUGACGAACUCCAUCGGAGGACUGACGACGAACCCGAUCAACGGUGCGAUCCUGGCAGGACCCGGCGGUUGGGUCGGUAUCAAGGUGUUUUCUGGCGUCUUCUGCAUUGCGGGGACAACAUUCAUUUUGAUUGCCAGGAUGAAGAGGACCGGCUGGAAGGUAUUUGUUGCUUUCUAA
Molecule: messenger RNA, 1413 nt
Organism: Colletotrichum chrysophilum
Lineage: Eukaryota; Fungi; Ascomycota; Sordariomycetes; Glomerellales; Glomerellaceae
Exons: 3
Coding region: 1-1413 (470 amino acids)
Biological process (GO): transmembrane transport
Cellular component (GO): fungal-type vacuole membrane
Molecular function (GO): transmembrane transporter activity
Source: RefSeq, a predicted model, not a curated record